Molecule: messenger RNA, 1298 nt
Organism: Spinacia oleracea (spinach)
Lineage: Eukaryota; Viridiplantae; Streptophyta; Magnoliopsida; Caryophyllales; Amaranthaceae
Exons: 4
Coding region: 75-1298 (407 amino acids)
Source: RefSeq, a predicted model, not a curated record
UUUUGAGGCCUUCCACGCAUCCGAAGAAAGCGAAGGCUUCUCAGCCCUCGGAGAAGGAAGCAGUUUCGGAAGUCAUGCCUCCUCCUAAGAAUCUUCUUCACUUCAUGCCCUUGCCAGGGCAGAAGUUAAAGAGUGUGGUGGUUGCUGAACCGCCGGCCGUGGAUCAGCCGCUGAUCGAGGAAGAUAUCAUCCCUUCUCCCCUUAAACCAUCUGCUGCUUUGGGGAUCGAAAUCCAGGAUAUCACCGAGGUGAUGGAGGCGAUUGAAGCCGAUUUUGUUCCUGGUUCGGAUGUCCCUGAGGUAGCUGGGGAGAAGAAGGAGUCUGCUGAUCUUCCCUUCGAGAGGGAGAAGAGUCCAGACAAGGAGAUGAUAGAUCUCUCGGGCCCCGAAGCUGCGGUCCCCGAGGUUCAGAAGGAGGUUCCCUCUGCUGGAGAGGAGGAGCAGCCCGAGCAAGGUUUGACGAGGAAGAGGCGCCACUCAACUUUGGGUUCUACUUCUACCUCGGCCCUGGAUAGGCUGAUCCAUGCUGAUCCCUGUUCGGAUGUUCCGCUAAAACGGAUCCCCGAAGAAGUAAGGGAGGCGAUGGCUCGAUAUGCCAGGGCUCCGAUUUUGGGAGAGGACCCUUUGGCUCACGUGGGAUCCUUGGUGGGCCCCGAGGCUGCUCGGGAGAAUCUGCUUCGUGCUAACCCGCAGUGGAGGGUUCCUGGGGCCGAAGAGAGGAAUCCGGCAAUGAUGGCCCAGUACUAUCUGAACGAGGCUGUUUUCUGGUCUUCGUUCGCUUCCGAGUGUAGCUCGGUUGAGGAGAAACAACUGAGGAAAUAUCGUGAGGCUUAUGCUCGUGAUAUUCCCAUUUUGGACCAGAAGGCUGGGCAACUCCUCUCCGAGCUUACGGAACUCAAGCAGCUGUACCUUCACUAUAGUCGCGAGGCUAGAGAGUCUGCUGAGAAGAUCGGGACCGAGGUUGGCCAGCUCAUCUUCCGAGUUGAAGAGGAUGCUGAGAAGAUCGCUUCCUUUGCUGAGGAGAAGAAGGAUAUGGCCGCUAAGUUCGCUAGCGAACUUGAGGAAAAAGAUAGACUCUUCCAGGAGAUGAAGUCUAAAUUUGAAGCGGCCGACAAGGAGCGUAAAGAGGCGGAGUUAAGGCUCCACCAUUUUGUCCAGCAUCGGGAGCUGAUCCAGCAGCAAGCUGAUAAGGUGCCUGUCCUUCGGCUGAAGCUUCGGGAAAAAGAUGACUAUAUUCGGAAGCUGGAGCAGGAGCGAGUCAACCUCUGCACUGCUGAUCAGUCUCGGUUCGGUGCGUAA